AUCUGACGAGCGGCCAUUCAUCAGGCCGGCUGGCCUAUCAAUGACAUUGCUCCCAUCGGGCUCCUAUAAAAUGAUGCUUUUUCCCAUGGAACAUCCACAAACAUUUUGACGGCUUUGGCUUUGCCCGGCUGGAUUACGGAGUGUCCCCUCGCUCCCUCGCCCGCUUGCCUUCUCGCUCCUUCUCUGCGCGCUCACCCUGCGCUCGCUCUCUGCUUUUCUUCCUCCUCUUUUCUUUCUCUUUUCCCCCCUUUAUCCACUCGCCCUCUCUCUGCGUCUCCCUCUCCUCCCUUCCCUCUGUUCCCUGCCUCCCUGGGCCUCUCUAGCGCAGGGGAUCCCCAAACAUCAGGACUUUUGGGGGGGCGCCCGUGCUGUCCAUGGGAAGAGCAUGCAUUGUGGGUUACUGGAGGAACCCGACAUGGAUUCCACAGAGAGCUGGAUUGAAAGAUGUCUCAACGAAAGUGAAAACAAACGUUAUUCCAGCCACACAUCUCUGGGGAAUGUUUCUAAUGACGAAAAUGAGGAAAAAGAAAACAAUAGAGCCUCCAAGCCCCACUCCACGCCUGCUACUCUGCAAUGGCUGGAGGAGAACUACGAGAUUGCUGAGGGGGUCUGCAUCCCCCGGAGCGCCCUCUACAUGCACUACCUGGACUUCUGUGAGAAGAACGACACCCAGCCGGUCAACGCAGCCAGCUUUGGCAAGAUCAUCCGGCAGCAGUUUCCUCAGCUAACCACCAGAAGACUUGGAACUCGAGGGCAGUCAAAGUACCAUUACUAUGGCAUUGCUGUGAAGGAAAGCUCCCAAUAUUAUGAUGUGAUGUAUUCCAAGAAAGGAGCCGCCUGGGUGAGCGAAACAGGAAAGAAAGAAGUGAGCAAGCAGACAGUGGCGUAUUCACCCCGCUCCAAACUUGGAACAUUGCUGCCAGAAUUCCCAAAUGUCAAAGACCUCAACCUGCCGGCCAGUCUGCCCGAGGAGAAGGUCUCUACCUUUAUUAUGAUGUACAGAACACACUGUCAGAGGAUACUGGACACAGUAAUCAGAGCCAACUUUGAUGAGGUUCAAAGUUUUCUUCUGCACUUUUGGCAAGGGAUGCCACCCCACAUGCUGCCCGUGCUGGGCUCCUCCACGGUGGUGAACAUCGUUGGCGUGUGUGACUCCAUCCUCUACAAAGCUAUCUCCGGGGUGCUGAUGCCCACGGUGCUGCAGGCGUUACCUGACAGCUUAACUCAGGUGAUCCGAAAGUUUGCCAAGCAGUUAGAUGAUUGGCUGAAAGUGGCUCUCCACGACCUCCCAGAAAAUCUGCGGAACAUCAAGUUUGAGCUGUCCAGAAGGUUCUCCCAAAUUCUGAGACGGCAAACGUCACUAAAUCAUCUUUGCCAGGCAUCUCGAACGGUGAUCCACAGCGCAGACAUCACGUUCCAAAUGCUGGAAGACUGGAGGAACGUGGAUCUCAACAGCAUCACCAAGCAAACCCUGUACACCAUGGAAGACUCCCGAGAUGAACACCGGAAGCUCAUCAUCCAGUUGUAUCAGGAGUUUGACCAUCUCUUGGAGGAGCAGUCUCCCAUCGAGUCCUACAUCGAGUGGCUGGACACCAUGGUGGACCGAUGUGUCGUGAAGGUUGCUGCCAAGAGACAAGGGUCCCUGAAGAAAGUGGCCCAGCAGUUCCUCUUGAUGUGGUCCUGUUUUGGCACGAGGGUAAUCCGGGACAUGACCUUGCAUAGCGCCCCCAGCUUUGGGUCUUUCCACCUAAUCCACUUGAUGUUUGAUGACUACGUGCUCUACCUGUUAGAAUCCCUGCACUGUCAGGAGAGGGCCAAUGAGCUCAUGAGAGCCAUGAAAGGCGAAGGCAGCACUGCAGAAGUUCAAGAAGAGAUUAUCUUGACGGAGGCGGCCCCACCAACCCCUUCACCAGUGCCAUCAUUUUCUCCAGCAAAAUCUGCCAUAUCUGUGGAAGUGCCACCUCCCUCCUCCCCUGUCAGCAACCCAUCCCCUGAGUACGCUGGCCUUGCCACUACAGGCGCGAUGCAGUCAUAUACGUGGUCCCUGACGUACACAGUGACGACGGCUGCGGGGUCCCCGGCUGAGAACUCCCAACAGCUGUCCUGUAUGAGGAGCACUCACGUGCCUUCCUCCUCCGUGGCACACAGGAUACCGGUGUACCCCCACAGAGAGGAGCACGGAUACACGGGAAGCUAUAACUACGGGAGCUAUGGCAACCAGCAUCCUCAUCCAAUGCAGAGCCAGUAUCCUGCCCUGCCUCACGACACGGCCAUCUCCGGGCCACUCCACUACUCCCCGUACCACCGAAGCUCUGCACAGUACCCUUUCAACAGCCCCACUUCCCGGAUGGAGCCCUGUCUGAUGAGCAGCACUCCCAGACUGCAUCCCACUCCCGUCACCCCCCGCUGGCCAGAGAUGCCUGCAGCCAACACGUGCUACACGAGCCCGUCUGUGCAUUCCACGAGGUACGGAAACUCUAGUGACAUGUACACGCCCCUGACUACGCGCAGGAAUUCCGAGUACGAGCACACGCAACACUUUCCCGGCUUUGCGUACAUCAACGGAGAGGCCUCCACCGGAUGGGCCAAGUGACUGCUACCAUAGGAUUGCAUAUUUAAUAUUAAUAAUUAUUAUUAAUAAUAAUAAUAAUAACUCCCCCACCCCCAGACGACUUUUAUCUCUACACAUCGUUAACUCCUGGGCUGUUUGAAGGCGUCCAUUUUUCUGAAUGAACGUGGAUGGAGCUGGGAUUCAAUGCAGGAUGAUGCAUAAACUUUAGUUGCAAGCAGGGCUCCCUAAAUGCCCCUGGGACUGGGUUCCUGCAGCCACCCUAGACUGAAAUGUUUCUCUCGAGCACUAUCUUUGGGCAGGCCACUCUGUGCCUUUUCCCUCCAGUCCGUGACUGCCUGGUGUUGCCAACCGCUCCCCAGGAAGCUACUGAAAAAUUUCCCGUCGACAAAAGCUCUUUAGUCUCGAAGGCUCAGAUCCUGGAGACAGAAUCUGGUUUGUGUUCUUGGAUGGGCGCACAAUUUACCAAGAGCACGCACCUUGCCAUCUGUCUGUUAUCUUGCUGUCCCAGGAGCCACCCUCAGACCUGUUCUCAGACUCCCUUCCUCCUGGUGGCCAUGGCUGCUUCCAGGAGUGCCAGGGAUAAAUGGUGAUGCUGGGGAACUCCAGCUUCCCUGUGACAGUGGCGGCGGUCACAGUACCUGCAUUGUCUUGGACUUGGAAGCACUGUCCUGAGAGGAGGGAGAGGCCUGUUCUGUGUUGCCUUAAGUUGAAUGAGGUUUGUAGGGGACCGGUUCUUCUACAUACAAGCAUUUUUGCCCCUAAGUUUGCACAAUGGCUAGUGUCAGCAAAAGGCAGGAGAGGGAGAGGGGUUUGAAGUUCUGUGAGAAUGUGGAUUUAUGGCAUUGAGUAUCACAUUCUGCUCUCUCUUGGUUGUGUUAACUCUUUGAAACUGGAUGGACCAAGCUUGAACUUGCCAAGCACCAAGUGUGAAAAUGACUUUCAUGGUUCCUUCGUAAGGCUAUAAUAAUUUCCGACACUUUGAUAGAAAGAAAAAAAAAAAGAACUUCAAAGCUGUGCCUUUGAGCCUAUACUAUACUGUGUAUGUGUGGAAAUAAAAAUGUAUUGUACUUUUGGAAAUUUUUUUUUUUCGUAGUCAUUUUUCUGUCAGAUUUGUAGCAAUUUGUGAGGUUUGUUAGAGAUUAACAUAGGUUUUUCUUUCUGUAUUAUAAAAUGCACCAAGCAAUUAUGGUGGACUUAUUACCCUAUGGGUAAGAAAUAAAUGGAAAUAUGUCAUCGGAUGUUUUAGCAAUUGUUCUGUAAAUAAAAUCUUUGAUCGCACCACUCAGUGUGAUAAUCAUGUCUACAGCUAAAAUGGAAAUAGUUUUAUCUGUACAGUUGUGCAAGAUAUGAAUGGUUUCACACUCAAAUAAAAAGGCAUUGAAA
Elephantulus edwardii (Cape elephant shrew) is the source of this 3955-nucleotide messenger RNA. RefSeq names its product regulatory factor X, 4 (influences HLA class II expression) (gene RFX4). NCBI's taxonomy places the organism in Eukaryota, Metazoa, Chordata, Mammalia, Macroscelidea, Macroscelididae. Bases 386 to 2593 code for a protein of 735 amino acids. The record is from RefSeq and is a predicted model, not a curated record. Gene Ontology annotation, molecular function: DNA-binding transcription factor activity, RNA polymerase II-specific; RNA polymerase II cis-regulatory region sequence-specific DNA binding. Gene Ontology annotation, biological process: regulation of transcription by RNA polymerase II. The transcript is spliced from 18 exons.